Messenger RNA from Drosophila elegans, 3167 nucleotides. RefSeq names its product pro-resilin (gene resilin). Lineage: Eukaryota; Metazoa; Arthropoda; Insecta; Diptera; Drosophilidae. Bases 998 to 2914 code for a protein of 638 amino acids. The record is from RefSeq and is a predicted model, not a curated record. The transcript is spliced from 3 exons. Gene Ontology annotation, cellular component: RNA polymerase II transcription regulator complex; extracellular matrix. Gene Ontology annotation, biological process: positive regulation of transcription by RNA polymerase II. Gene Ontology annotation, molecular function: transcription coactivator activity.
UGUUUGUUGAUUUGCGAAUAUCCAAUUAAUACUGGCACUAUGUUUUUGUUCUGUUUAGUUAAAAAUCAAAUUGAAUUGUCAGUUGGCUAGACCAGUGAUUUCAAUUUCAAGCAUAAUCAGAACAAUAAGUCAAAAGAUUUCCAGGGUAUAUAUCAUUUACCUACCCUUUUCCCUCAAUUGAUCCACUGAUCUCCAUUGCCAUCGCCACAAUCUCCGAUGCGAUGCGAUGAAAUCGACUCGACCCUUCUACACCCAUCAGACGCAUCUGCGGAUCCUACUCCCAAUUGGGGUCGCCGCUGGCACGAUCUUCUUCAAUAUGUCGCUGGGCUUUUUACUAUAUUUUUUGUAUAUUUUUUUGUUCGCUCUGACAAGGCAAACAAAUGCAGACUUCGGCGCUUGUCAACCACUCGCUUGGGAUUGGGAGAGUGAGUGAGCCACGGCAGACGCCGCCAAAGCAUUCACCCAGUGGAGUUCAAGUAGUGGAGUAGACCGAGUAGACUACUUUGGGCCAACGCAACAGCGGAUCCAGAGUGUACCACCAACUCGUACCCAACUCGUACGCCGCGCCUCGAGAAGAUGUGCGCCCGAGGUAGAAGAAGGCAAAUCACCCUUCACGCCAAAUCCAGUCUGUGGACUGUGGAGUGGAGUGGAGUAGAGUCGACUCAGUGAUUGAGAUUUUCUGUGGACGGCAUAGAAUCAGCUAGCAGCUUCUCCGAAGACGAUCGUAUGUGGCAGCUGUUUCGGUUGCCACACGCUCCACAAGCAAAACCCAACCAAAGCCACCUCCAACUCAUAAUCGAGUUCGUGUGUGUGCAUCCUAGACUUUCAGUUUCAGUUUCUGUUUCAGUUUUUUUGUCGCUGGUUUUGCCCUUACCACAUAUAAAUACGCCGUGUGGCAGCAGCCAGAGAUCAGUCAGAAUUCGGCGCUGCUUCCAAGCGCUAGCCUCAUCUUAGACAGAUUCGAUCAGCAGUUGGCAGGCCGCAGCUCCAGUUGGAUAUGUUCAAGUUAGUCGGUGUGACGCUGCUCCUGGUGGUGGUGGUCCUUGGGCGACCGGAGCCACCAGUCAACUCGUAUCUACCGCCAUCCGAUACCUAUGGCGCACCGGGUCAAAGUGGUCCGGGUGGCAGGCCCUCGGAUUCCUAUGGAGCUCCUGGUGGCGGUGGCAGACCCUCGGACAGCUAUGGAGCUCCAGGAUUGGGUCAGGGUCAGGGACAAGGACAAGGUGGCUUUGGCGGCAAACCUUCGGACUCGUAUGGUGCUCCUGGUGGCGGAAACGGUGGUGGAAAUGGCAACGCAGGCGGUCGUCCUUCGAGUAGCUAUGGAGCUCCUGGUCAGGGCCAAGGUGGCUUCGGCGGACGCCCCUCUGACUCUUAUGGCGCUCCUGGCCAGGGACAGAAGCCGUCGGAUUCGUAUGGUGCUCCUGGUGGCGGCAACGGAAACGGAGGACGCCCCUCGAGCAGCUAUGGCGCUCCUGGCCAAGGACAAGGCAACGGAAAUGGCGGUCGUCCUUCGAGCAGUUAUGGUGCUCCUGGUGGCGGAAACGGAGGUGGUCGUCCCUCGGACUCUUAUGGCGCUCCUGGUCAGGGCCAAAACGGCGGUGGUCGUCCCUCGGACUCAUACGGUGCUCCUGGUCAGGGCCAAAAUGGCGGAGGUCGUCCUUCGAGCACUUAUGGAGCUCCUGGAGCUCAGGGUCAAGGUGGAUUUGGCGGACGUCCCUCGGAUUCUUAUGGUGCUCCUGGUCAGGGCCAAAACGGCAAUGGCGGAGGUCGUCCUUCGAGCAGCUAUGGAGCGCCAGGAUCAGGACCUGGUGGCCGUCCCUCCGACUCCUACGGACCCCCAGCCUCGGGAUCUGGAGCUGGUGGCGCUGGCGGUGCUGGCGGCAGUGGAUCCGGACCUGGUGGCGCUGACUACGAGAACGAUGAGCCCGCCAAGUACGAAUUUAAUUACCAGGUUGAGGACGCGCCCAGCGGACUCUCGUUCGGGCAUUCAGAGAUGCGCGACGGUGACUUCACCACCGGCCAGUACAAUGUCCUGUUGCCCGACGGACGGAAGCAAAUCGUGGAGUACGAGGCCGACCAGCAGGGCUACAGACCGCAGAUCCGCUACGAGGGAGAUGGCAAUGAUGGCAGUGGAGCCAGCGGUCCUGGCGGACCCGGCGGCCAGAAUCUCGGUCCCGAUGGCUACUCCAACGGACGUCCUGCAAAUGGCAAUGGCAAUGGAAAUGGCGGUUACUCCGGAGGACGACCAGGUGGUCAGGAUUUGGGUGCAGGUGGCUACUCUGGUGGUCGUCCAGGUGGUCAGGACUUAGGUGCUGGUGGCUACUCUGGUGGUCGUCCAGGUGGUCAGGACUUAGGUGCAGGUGGCUACUCCGGAGGACGACCAGGUGGUCAGGAUUUGGGUGCAGGUGGCUACUCUAGUGGUCGUCCAGGUGGUCAGGACUUAGGUGCAGGUGGCUACUCUGGUGGUCGUCCAGGUGGUCAAGAUUUGGGUGCAGGUGGCUACUCUGGUGGUCGUCCAGGUGGUCAGGACUUGGGUCGCGAUGGUUACUCUGGAGGACGCCCAGGAGGUCAGGAUCUGGGACCAGGUGGCUACUCCAAUGGCAGACCAGGCGGCAUUGGAGGCAAUGGCAACGGCAACGGAAACGGUGGCUCCGAAGGCGGUCGUGUGAUCAUCGGUGGACGUGUGAUUGGCGGCGGUGAUCAGGGCGGCUUCUCUGGCGGACGUGCCGGCGGCCAGGAUCUGGGCCGCGAUGGCUACUCCGGCGGUCGUCCAGGCGGUCGACCCAAUGGCCAAGACAACCAGGACGGCCAGGGAUACUCGAGCGGCAGGCCGGGUGGACAGGCAGGAGGCAGGAAUGGCUUUGGACCCGGCGGUCAGAAUGGCGACAACGAUGGCAGCGGUUAUCGGUACUAGAAACGACUCCCCAGACACAUUAAGCUAGAUCCAUCCCCCGAACUUAUAGCAGUACCUAGUUGUAAGUCCUCUUAGAACUAUGUCCAUUGUCUGUCCCACAUCCUUUGACAUCUCCCUGUGCCCGCCCAUUCUUCUUCUACUUCUCGCUGCCCAUUCUGUCCAUUUUCACUUCUCACAUCCUCGUAGUCUUAAGUCCCUGUUGUUGUAAAAGCAAGCGCGAAAAAUAACCCAAAAAAAGAACGAAAUGAUAAAG